GCCUUCAAUUGAAUACAACAAUUCGGUUUUCUUUGCCAGAUGUUCAACAAACACAACAAUUAAAACACGAAUGAUAUCUCUAAAUAUGAAAGAUAUUGUUGGUCAAUGUGGUGCUCUCAUGCUUCUAAGCCCGGUCGUUCGCGGUGAAGACGUUAUAUUGGGAUAUUUUCCGUCCGAUGACUAUAUACAGCGUCAAAUAUACACUAGACGAACGUGGCAGAAGAAUAAACAAGAUAUACAGCUACGAGAAGGUUUUUACGAGGAGAAAAUCAGUUCUGUAUAUCUUUUUACAUUAACGAUAUUCAAUUUUGAUGAAGGAGACGAGGGAACAUAUAAUUUAGAGUGCAAUGCAGUCGACACCACGGAAUCUGUGCAGCUUCAUUUUUUAGAGCAACCUAGCUACCCUGUCCUCGGUCCAAAGUCCAAUGAUUUUAAUACAACACAAUGCAUUUAUGUUUAUGGAGGCUCCGACAUGUAUUGCAUAACUGAUAAUGGAACAAAACCCGUACAGGUCGUACUUUCACUGGGCCAGGAUUCAUUUGUUCUUGCUGAAACCGAAAAGAACAACGGGUUGUACAGAUUCCGUAACGCUCAUCAACAAAUGGCUGGACUGUCAAGACAGAAUGUAACAUGUCAGGUUUCAAAUGCAGCCCUUGAAACACCUUACGAAGUGCAUGGCAUUCUAUGUAACGUGGAGCAAGGUAGCCCGCCCAUGCUAACAGUUCCAGAAUUCCUUGAUGGAGAAAAUUCAACAGCAUAUUGUGCAGUUCGCAAUGCUAUCCCAGCUCCGGCAAUAGAAAUGCACAUUGGCACACUCUUGCUAGAUGAUGUUCUACAAACUGAUUCUUUCCAAGGAUCUUCUUAUACUUUUACAAGCUCAGCAAGAGUGACAAAGGCUAACAUAGCGUGGAAUGGAAAAGAGAUGUGCUGCAUCAGAAAGAGCAAAUACGAGUUUGGUUUUAAUGAUAUCUCAGUAUGCAAAAACAUCAGUAUGAAAUUCCCCCCCUCGAACAUUUCUCUGUCCAUUAACAAAAUACCAAAAUACAACAACACUUAUUUUAUCAGUGUCUUAAAUAUUUCUUGUGAAACGAAUGAAUCAAAUCCGCCUUGCACAAUUGAAUGGUCAAGCGACAACAGUAAUUUGAGAUACAUUCAGAGUAACAAUUGGACGAAUGGUGACAAUGGGAGAUAUAGUGCUGUAUCGAACGUGCUUUACAGUGUUUCUAAAUACAUGGCUGGGGGAACUAUUACUUGUUCAAUAAGAUGCGAUCAUUUUCAAUCACAUUUGACUACAAAUUACACAGUAUCUUCCUCAGGUGGUCCGACUCUGUAUUUGAACAUGACAUCACCUGUUCAAUUAUGCCCAAAUACUAGAGUGACCGUAAACUGUCUUGUGGAUGACAGUAAUGCUAAUGGACAAUGGACGCUUAGAUGGGAAGAUGCAAAUACCACUGUGCUAAAGACUUGUAGACAAAUAGAGGAAUGCCUUUUAACGCUGGAUUAUACGGGAGAUGGUUUAAACACAUAAAUUUGCUACGCUUGGAAAUCAGUGGACCUUUUGAAACAUUCCUUGACAGUUUCAAGCUCAAUGACAGAGGAUGUGGACGGGAAAAGGAUACAGUGUUCUGUAAAUUGUGGGAACGAGUCUUUAUAUUCAAACAAUGAAACAUACACAAUUUCCUUUCAAGCUGUUCAAGAUUCAACGAACAACUCUGCACCAGUUCUAACCCAAAAGUGGUUUAUGUCGGUCAUCUACGCCGUAGCUGGAACACUUUUAUGUCUACUUGUUCUAACGUUAACCUUACUUCUCUUUAGGCGAUGUAAACCUCAUGUUUAUGCAACGCUUCUACGCCGAAGGAAAACUGCAGUUAGAGAGCGAUGUACACAUGUGUAUGAUACGGUGUCUAAUGUUGAGACAACUGCGCUUCACAAUCUGAGAGGAGUGUCAACAAAUGCUAUCCAGGUCACAAACGCACCUCAACAUUUGGAUAUGGAAGGAAACAAAGUCCUCUCAAAUGAAAAUGUAAGCCACUAUGACUAUGUGGACACUACAUCCGACCACAGCGACAGUCAGACAAACGCGCCGGAUGCAAAUUAUAUUCACGCUUUAUAAAACUAUGUGAGAGUCAUUUUUACUAUGUAGUCAGAUUUGUAUUGUUCGAAAAUCCUAUGAUCAUUUCAGUUACGCUAACUGUUUCAAGGCGUUUAUUGUUAUUUGUUUCCUCCCUUUUGUACAAUUGUCAUAUUUUUUUUAAUUUAUUUAUCAUAUGAGUGCAUAGUUUCGUAGAUGAUUGAUAUUAGCCGGAAAUAGAGGUAUUGUUGUAUUGCACCUUGGAACCUUUGAAUACAAACGAUAUUUUGAUAGUCGUUAUUCAAUGGAAACUUUUAUAUAUUAUACAUGUGUGUGUUUGUGUGUGUGCGUGUGUGUACAUACCGUGGAUGGUCUUAUGAGGCUGAGCAAGUUUGAGCUUUAAACAAAACUUCAAUACAUUAUGUUUGGCCGUUGUGCUUGUUGUUUUUGUUACUAUUGUAUUUUAUAUUGUGAGUAAUCGGAUUGCCUGAUCCAUAAGUCCAACUAUCAACAUAGAGUCUAUGGUU
Messenger RNA from Mya arenaria, 2598 nucleotides. RefSeq lists its product as uncharacterized. The coding region runs from base 71 to 1528 and encodes 485 amino acids. NCBI's taxonomy places the organism in Eukaryota, Metazoa, Mollusca, Bivalvia, Myida, Myidae. The transcript has 10 exons. The record is from RefSeq and is a predicted model, not a curated record.